GCGGGGCGGUGUUACGUCGCCACCCCAGAGCCGGGCCGGGACCUCCGGAUCGCGCGGCGUUCCGGAGCGGCCGGGAGCUCGGGGAGGUCCCCGCGGAGGCCCGCGGGAGGCGGCUCGGGGGCUGGCGCGGAAGUCCGGGCCUGGGAGCCGCAGGCAUGCUGCGUCCCAAGGCUUUGACCCAGGUGCUAAGCCAGGCCAACACCGGAGGUGUCCAGAGCACGCUGCUGCUGAAUAACGAGGGAUCUCUGCUGGCCUACUCCGGUUACGGGGACACGGACGCCCGGGUCACCGCGGCCAUCGCCAGCAACAUCUGGGCCGCCUACGACCGCAACGGGAACCAAGCGUUUAAUGAAGACAAUCUCAAAUUCAUCCUCAUGGACUGCAUGGGUCUUUGGGGUGAACCCAUGAUAAUGACAUCAACCAUUUGGAUAGGCCUUUGCAGUUUCAAAACUCCCUCCUGUGUACUACACGUCACCAGCUGGGAUAAGGAGGGCCGUGUCGCCAUCACCCGGGUGGCCAACCUUCUGCUGUGUAUGUAUGCAAAGGAGACGGUGGGCUUCGGGAUGCUCAAGGCCAAGGCCCAGGCCUUGGUGCAGUACCUGGAGGAACCCCUUACCCAAGUAGCCGCUUCAUAAUGAGCCUUGGCUGAAGCUGGGGUCAGAAAAGAUAAAUGACCAUUUGGAGGGGCAGGGCCCCCUGGGGAAGCCUUUCUGGGUGGUAGGGGGAAGGUGAGACUUUGUGUUUUCCAAGAAUAAACUUGAACUCCUGUCUUG
Messenger RNA from Ailuropoda melanoleuca (giant panda), 773 nucleotides. It is a transcript of the gene LAMTOR2, whose product is annotated as late endosomal/lysosomal adaptor, MAPK and MTOR activator 2. Gene Ontology annotation, molecular function: guanyl-nucleotide exchange factor activity; molecular adaptor activity. The transcript has 5 exons. Lineage: Eukaryota; Metazoa; Chordata; Mammalia; Carnivora; Ursidae. The record is from RefSeq and is a predicted model, not a curated record. Bases 156 to 635 code for a protein of 159 amino acids. Gene Ontology annotation, biological process: positive regulation of TOR signaling.